This is a messenger RNA of Drosophila willistoni, 969 nucleotides long. RefSeq names its product ribosome biogenesis protein SLX9 homolog. The coding region runs from base 121 to 672 and encodes 183 amino acids. The record is from RefSeq and is a predicted model, not a curated record. Gene Ontology annotation, biological process: maturation of SSU-rRNA from tricistronic rRNA transcript (SSU-rRNA, 5.8S rRNA, LSU-rRNA). Gene Ontology annotation, cellular component: nucleolus; preribosome, small subunit precursor; 90S preribosome. The transcript has a single exon. NCBI's taxonomy places the organism in Eukaryota, Metazoa, Arthropoda, Insecta, Diptera, Drosophilidae.
UCUAUCUUCAAGGCAGCAACCCAAAGCAAAAACAAAAAUAAACAUAACAAACACAACGUGGGUGAAUUAUAGGUGCAAAUCUGUCUGCUGUUGUCCACAAGUGAAUUGCUAAACACACACAUGGCAAAAACGAAGAAAAACAUUCGGGCCAAAUCCAAGAGUGCCAUUGGAGCGGCGAAGCAACAAGUACAAAAUGUGAAGGCACAAAUCAACAAAGCAGCACGCCAAGAGCAGUUGCUCCACAAAACCCUGACCCCCAAGAGUAUAACAACUAAAAAGGAAAAGUCUGUCCAAAAGCACAAGAAACUACUAAAGCGGUUUACCGCUGCACGAAAGGAACGUAAAGAGGAAACGGCCCGAAAGAAUCGCGAAAAGACUAAAGUCAUAGGAGAUUUAAAGCCGCUGCGUGAUGCCCUACCUUCCCUUCAGGAUAUCUACAAACUGGUGAAGACCAAACAAAACGAUCCUGCUGAAAGAACUAUGCUGACCGAACCAGAGGCGCCGCUCAGUGUCAAACAAAAGAUCAAAAAGAAGCGAACAGAGAUGGUAAACCAGGUGCAGGCUUUCGAGAAACUGAUAAAGGAUAAAAACUUCAAGAAAAAUCCUCGUGAAGUGAUUUCCGCUCAUGUGCGCAACAAAUACCACACCAUAGACGAGGACGAUGACCAAUAAACACCUACUUAGUACUGUAAGAUAAUUAGGUCGAAACUAUUUGUGUGCCUCUGCUCAAAAACUAAAUAAGUAAAUAAUAAAUUGACUGAAAUUUAGCACAAAACUCACUUUAAUAAAUUUAAACAUCAACGGUUUCUCAAACCUAUCGAUAUUUGCCAUUCACGAUCUCGAUUGAUCUUGAAAUAUCGAAGCUUCGGCCUCCUCUAUCACCGCGGCAUUGCUCACCUUUAUGAAGCGGCACUUGUUCGAAAUAACUGUAGAAAAAUAUAGUACUUUGAAUUAACUGUUGUCAAGAAA